Molecule: messenger RNA, 3810 nt
Organism: Ostrinia furnacalis (Asian corn borer)
Lineage: Eukaryota; Metazoa; Arthropoda; Insecta; Lepidoptera; Crambidae
Exons: 2
Coding region: 239-3244 (1001 amino acids)
Biological process (GO): DNA integration
Molecular function (GO): nucleic acid binding
Source: RefSeq, a predicted model, not a curated record
UGAUUUCGCAUCACGUUAUCAAGAUCGUAUUGACCAUUUGUUUGAUAAUAAUUAUGCCAGGUCUGUCGUCGCUGAGGAGACCGCCGAACGAGUGUGGUACCUACCGCAUUUUGGUGUGGACAACCCGAACAAAGGUAAGCUGCGGUUGGUUUUCGAUGCAGCGGCGAAGACCCAAGGCCAUUCGCUUAAUGACUUUUUAUUGCAAGGCCCUGACUUAUUGAACUCGUUGUAUGGAAUUAUGAGUCGAUUCCGCGAGUACCCAGUGGCCGUGGUAGGCGAUAUAAAAGACAUGUUUUUGUGUAUAAAAAUUAGAGACGAAGAUCAACACGCGUUAAGAUUCUUAUGGAAAGGCAGGGAUGGUCAACCUGUACAGAAAUAUGCAAUGACUUCACUUAUUUUUGGCGCGAAUUGCUCUCCGUUUGUAGCGCAGUACAUAAAUCAAUCCAAAAAUGCAUCUAGAUUCCGAGACAAAAUGCCAACAGCCGUUCACGCCAUAAAUACAAGUCAGUAUAUGGAUGAUUAUAUUGACAGUUUGCAAGAUCCAGGCAGCGCGAAGAAGAUGGUGCAAGAGGUAUCGUACAUCCACCAACAAGGAGGUUUUCAUAUGAGAAACUGGAUGAGUAAUGCCCCUGAAGUACUCGAAGAUGUGCCAAAGGAAGAUUUGAGCGGGAAUGCAGAGAAGAAUAUGGUGAGUAAUUCCCCCGAGCGCACACUUGGAUUACUUUGGUACCCGGUCUCUGACGAGUUAGCCUUUGACCUAUCUUUGAAACGCAUACCUGCAGACAUUUUGAAUUUCACACGAAUACCUACUAAACGCGAGGUUCUACGCAUUGUUAUGUCCAUUUUCGAUAUUCAUGGUUAUUUAGGCCCUGUCACGAUUAAAGGUAAAAUAUUAAUUCAACAGACUUGGAAAUUAAAUAUUAAAUGGGACGACGAAAUCAAUGAUGAUUUAUUUUGCUAUUUUCGCGAAUGGAUGGAACAGUUAAAAAAGAUUGACAACUUGCGCAUACCCAGAUGGUAUUUUGCUACGAGUAACCGUCUCGAACAAAACACUGCUACGACUGCGAGCGACUACGAGAGCCUAGCUGCAUCUACGAACGCUACGACGAUACCGCAGGACGCGAGCCCUAUUACCGAAGACAUGAGUGCGAGCGAGACGGGGCUAGAACUACACGUGUUCUGUGACGCAUCCCCGCACGCCUACGCCGCGGUGGCUUACUGGAGAAAAAGGUGCGACGACGGCAAAGUGGUCGUUUCCUUUAUAAGCAGUAAGAGCAGAGUGACACCGCCGUCGAAAUCCACAACAAUACCUAGACUUGAGUUGCAGGGAGCGUUACUUGGAUGUCGUCUGGCAGAUGGCAUUAAAAAGGAGCACCGCCUGCAACCCACUGCCACCUUUUAUUGGACUGACUCUACAACGGUGUUGCACUGGAUAAGAAACGAAUCAAGAAGCUACAAGACUUUUAUUGCUAACAGACUCGGAGAGAUCGAUGAGUUGAGCAAAAUUUCCGAGUGGAAUUAUGUUUCUUCCGAACUGAAUGUAGCUGACUUGAUUACAAAGAACAUCGCCGACUGCGAGCUGAGCAGAGACUGUGUGUGGUUCACCGGUCCUCUGUUUCUUCGUGACGAGCGCGCGCUGUGGCCGCGAGACCCUGUGAAAGAGGUAAAGAUAAGUGAUGACAUCUUGGAAAAAGUAAAUCUGUUACAUGAAAUGAAUAAGGAAAACCACUUACCAGUACCAGAUCCUCAACGCUUCUCCAGCUGGUUGCGUUUGCUGCGCGCCACUGCAACUGUCUUAUUGUUCAUAGAGAAAUGCAAAAAGAACAAACUUACCAUUGUAACCGAUGAGCUGAUGCAAAAGGCGGAGAAGCUUCUGAUACGUCAUGCACAAGAGCAAAGCUUUCAAGAAGAAAUUAACCUUCUCAAGCAGGACAAACCACUGAGAGCCGAUAGCCGACUGCGGUCACUCACCCCGUACCUGGACAACGACGGUUUGCUGAGGGUUGGCGGCCGUAUAGACGCCGCGAAGGCUGUGAGUGACGAGGUAAAGAAUCCUGCCAUUCUAGAUGGACGACAUGAGACCGCGAGACUCAUAGUGAAGCACUAUCACGUCCGCGCCGCACACUCAUGCAACGAACUGGUGGUGAAUGAGCUGCGCCAAAAGUACUGGCUUCUCCGAUUGCGUCCCACUGUUCGCACCGUUGCCAGCCAAUGUAAUGUCUGCCGCAUACGCAAAGCGAUGCCAAACCCGCCUAGGCUUGGAGACCUGCCCGAAGCUAGAUUAACCCACCAUCAGCGACCAUUCACAAUUUGUGGACUUGACCUGUUCGGCCCCAUCGAGAUCACCGCCGGCCGACAAAAGCUGCAACGAUACGGAGUGCUGUUCACGUGCUUGUCAGUACGCGCUGUUCAUAUUGAACUUGUAGCGUCCCUAACAGCUGACGCUCUUAUAAUGGCACUUCGCAGGAUGGCAGCACGCCGAGGAUGGCCGAAAUCUAUAUACUCGGACAAUGGAACGAAUAUGCGAGGCGCAGACAGCGAACUUGUAAAGGCCUUUCGUGAACUAGACCAAGAUGCUGUAGCUAUGCAAGCAGUCAACAAAGGCGUAGACUGGCACUUCAUACCUCCAGUGAGCCCCCAUAUGGGAGGUGCAUGGGAACGCCUAAUACGCAGUGUCAAGACCGCGCUCAAGGCUGUACUCAAAGAGAGAUCACCGAAGGAGGAAGUUCUCACAACGCUAAUGGCGGAAGUAGAAAAUAUGGUGAACAGUCGCCCUCUAACGCACGUAUCAGUAGAUCCGCAUAGCCAAGAAGCAUUAACACCUAAUCACUUCCUGAUCGGAUCGCCAUCAAACUUGCCCCUACCAGGUGUCUUCAAUGACGGAGAUUUAUAUCUGCGAAAGCAGUGGAGAACCGCGCAACGCCUCGCUGAUCUCUUCUGGAACCGCUGGGUGAAAGAGGUAUUGCCAACACUUAUCCCACGCCAAAAAUGGCAUCGCGAAAGUGUACCGAUACAAGUAGGAGAUGUAGUAGUCGUUGUUGAUCCCGCUUCACCCCGAAACCAUUGGCGUAAGGGAGUGAUUGAAAACGUCUAUCCAGGUAAGGACGGCCGAGUUAGGGUAGUAGAUGUUAGGACCAGUAGCGGUGUGAUGAAGCGACCAGUGACGCGCGUAGCUGUACUGUUGGGUAAUGAGUGUCGCAAAGCCGACACUAGGGGGGAGGAUGUUAACGAUGGCCACCAGUAGUAGGUAUAGUAGCCGAUAGAUUUACGUAAGAUACUUAUUUUUACUUGCAAUUAAACUGAUUUACAUAUCUUCCCUACUAUAUUUACUUUUGAUUAUAAUGUGUAUCUGAUUUUACCUAUUUUAAGCUAAUUAUUAUUUUGUGUUUAGAAUGCUACAUGUAUGUGCAAUUAUUUAUCUAUUCUAAUAAAACUAAAUGUUUAACAUCCCAUUUGGAUGUUACGGUUGUUUACCUACAUGUUUAUGUUUGGUUUGGUAUCAAUAAAUAAUACGCAACUCCGGGUGCGCGUAGGUAAUAAUAUUGUCGCGCCUAGAACAUGCUAGAGCUAGCCGUUAGCGAUGCGGCCCGCUGAUUGGCCGGAGGCCUCUGUCCUUUUAUGGCCAGAAGCCACUCGCGGCCCACCGCGCCGCACACGGGGCCGAGAGCCGCCAGUCGUGAUCCAACAACUUCCGCGAACGCACGUACGCACCCCCGGACGCGCCUUUCGGUUUUUCUACUACAAACUGGACUUUCAUUUCAUCUUUUCAUCAUCUUUCGUUCACCCAUCGACCUACAUCGCCUACAACAG